UAAUAAAGGAAGAAGCAAGCGAUGAACUUGAAAUGCUGUUUACAAACAGAGAUGGAAAACUUGAAAACAAUUGAAAGUUUUGAGGACGCUCAGCUUCAGUUUUCCUCAUGCAUGAUUCAAGAAAACAAGAAAAGGCUUCAACUUGGUGAAAAGAAAUUAAUUAAAAAUGGAGACGACGAACGUGUUUGUUCGGAGCGUGUUCACGGCGCAGAGGAUCGCGUACACCCUCGCAACAGGGGCGCCCUUCAUAUUCCUCUUCCUCAGCGGCCUCUUCUUCUUCAGACAAGAUUUGUUCGCGGCGGACGAGCGGCCGAAGGACACUUUAUUUUUCAAAAAGACCUACGACUUCAUAAUCGUGGGCGGCGGAUCGGCCGGCAGCGUUUUGGCCAACCGACUUUCCGAAGUGGCCGAUUGGCAGAUUUUGCUGCUCGAGGCCGGCGGACCCGAACCCACCCUGUCCGAAAUCCCUGCCCUGAUGACCGCCCUCCAGUUUUCCUACGUCGACUGGAAAUAUAGACCCGAAUGGACCGGCGACGCUUGUCUCGCCUACAAAGACGAAAGGUGUCGAUGGCCUCGCGGAAAGUGCCUCGGGGGCUGCUCGGUGCUGAACGCGAUGCUCUACAUCCGAGGCAAUCGCCGCGACUACGACCGCUGGGAGGAAUUGGGCAACCCUGGCUGGUCCUACGAAGACAUCCUGGCCUAUUUUCUGAAAUCCGAGGACAUGCGGAUCCGCAGAUACAAGGAUUCGCCGUUCCACAGCUCGGGCGGGCCCCUCAGCGUCGAAUACUUCAACUACCAGACACCUUUGGUCAGGGACUUCCUGGCUGCGGGCAACGAAAUGGGCUACCCUGUCAGGGACGUCAACGGCGGCCGGCAAAUCGGCUUCACAAGGUCGCACGCGACCAUCAGAAACGGCGUCAGGUGCAGCACGGCAAAGGCCUAUUUAAGACCGGCGCGAAAUCGGCCGAACCUGCACAUCAGCAUGUUCUCGCACGUGGAGAAGAUUUUGCUUGAAAACGUGGGCGACUGCGUGGCGGCGCGCGGGGUGGUUUUCAAGAAGAAGGGGGUGCGGCACACCGUGUUCGCCAGCAAGGAGGUCAUCCUUAGCGCCGGCGCCAUCAACACGCCCCAAAUCCUGAUGCUGUCCGGCCUGGGCCCUCGCGAGCACCUCGAAGACGUCGGCGUCCCGGUCUUCAAGGACAUUCCAGGCGUGGGCCAGAAUUUGCAGGACCACGUGUCGACGGGCGGCAACUUGUUUCUGGUGGACAACCCCGUGUCCUACGUCCUGCCCAGACUCCUGACCUGGGAGGCGAUGGAGAGGUUCAUCAAGAGGAACGAGGGGCCCAUGGCCACGUUUCCAGGAGCGGAAGUGAUGGCUUUUGUGGACACGACAGUCUUUCCGUGGGCCAAAAUCGACAACAGCACGGACAUUCAGGACGACUGGCCGGACAUCCAGUUGUUUAUCGGCGCGUUCGGCGACAACAUCGACGGCGGGGUCAUGGGUCGGAGGGCCAACGGCCUCUCCGUCGACUACUACGCGUCCGUGUACGAACCCGUGCUGUACAAAGACGCGUUCGGGGUGCACACCCUGCUGCUGCGGCCCUUCAGCAGGGGCAACGUCACCCUCAGGAGCAACAACCCCUACGACCCACCCAUCAUCCAGCACGGCUACUUCACCGACAGGAGAGACGUCGAGACCCUCAUUGCAGGCGCCAGGUUUGUGGUGCAGUGGGCGACGCAGACGGCGGCGCUGCGUCGGCACGGGGCGCGCCUCAACCCGAACGUGUACCCGCGGUGCGGCCGGCUGGGCAUCAACUCGGACGACUACUGGGAGUGCGUGAUUCGCCACUACAGCCAGACCAUCUACCACCCGACGUGCACCGCCAAAAUGGGCCCCGCCACCGACCCCAUGGCCGUGCUGGACGCGCAGCUGCGGGUGCGCGGCGUCGACGGCCUCAGGGUCGUCGACGCCUCCGUCAUGCCCAACAUCGUGUCCGGCAACACCAACGCGCCCGUGAUCGCGAUCGCCGAAAAGGCCGCCGACAUGAUCAAGGAGUGGUGGUUCGCGUGGGGCGACCAACCCUACGUCAAGUGCAGAGACCUCAACGUCACCUUCCCAGGUUUCGACCUCGAUUUCGGAUUCAAAAAGAAGUAGAACUAUAAAUUUUUAAUAAAAUUAACAUGAUU
Messenger RNA from Neocloeon triangulifer, 2187 nucleotides. RefSeq names its product glucose dehydrogenase [FAD, quinone]-like. The record is from RefSeq and is a predicted model, not a curated record. The coding region runs from base 167 to 2155 and encodes 662 amino acids. Gene Ontology annotation, molecular function: oxidoreductase activity, acting on CH-OH group of donors; flavin adenine dinucleotide binding. Lineage: Eukaryota; Metazoa; Arthropoda; Insecta; Ephemeroptera; Baetidae. The transcript has 6 exons.